This is a messenger RNA of Symbiodinium sp. CCMP2592, 8826 nucleotides long. The record is from the annotation of a GenBank genome assembly. Lineage: Eukaryota; Dinophyceae; Suessiales; Symbiodiniaceae.
AUGGACGUUGGCCAGGCAGAGGCAGCCCUUCGUGCCUUGGGGCAACUUCAGAGGGAAGUUGCUGAGGUGCCGGCCCUGAGGCAUCAAGUUGCUGUGCUGCAGGGUGAUCUCACGGGUUACCAUCAAGAGGUUUUGAAACUGCCUUGGGAGAUGCCAGGGUUGGAUUUGAUUUUCGGGAAAGGUGCUUUGGAACAGAUGUUGCCUUCGGAGCCUCCAAAAAUCGAAUUUCCUGUGCCUUCGACGGCUGAGGCGUCGAUUGAAGAGCAAGCCCGUGCGGCUAAGAAAGUCAAAGUAGCUACUUUCGGCAGACCUUGUUUCGUAGGCUGUGUUAACUUCAAGAAUCAAGCGUCAGAUGCCGAGCUUGAAGCGGCUGCAUGGCAAAGAUCCCUUGAAAAGUGGCAUUUCUUGUUGACUCUUGAUUCCUCUGUCUCCUUGGUCGGUUCGUCUCUUGCCGGGAUGAGCCAGGCAGAAGGUAUGCAGGCACUGCGAGAACUCUUUGGAAGGAAGAAAGAAGCAACGGUGAAGAAGCGUGCUGCUUCAAUGCUCAAGUAUGCAAAGUACUUACAGGAGCACAGGCCCUUUGCCUCGCCCUUUCCUUUCAGCACCGAGAAGUCUGACGAGUAUAUAAGGCACUUGCGGUCUAUCAAGGCAAAGGCUGGCACGAUUGAUUCCUUCACGGAGGCAGUAAGGUUCUCCAUUCAUGUGGUUGGCAUUAGUUGUGCAGGAGAAGCAUCCAAGCUCUUCAACCCGUGGUCUGUUGGACUCAGAGGCCUCAUGCAAUCGCAGAAGCCGGAGCGUGUUUCAGCCCUGGGCUUGACUGUGGACCAGGUAGCUUUUCUUGAAUUUUGCCUUGAUGAUGCUGAAUUGGACCUGCAGGACCGAUAUGCAAGCGGGGCUUUCUUGUUUUGCACUUUCAGCAGAAGCCGCAUCAGUGAUGUAAAGAAGGUUCGCAACUUCAUCAUUGAUACUGUCGUUGCAGGGUCCGAUGUUCAGGGAUACCUUGAGUGCGCCACCAGGGCACAUAAGACAUCCAACCAGGCGGCAGUGCAAGGAGUGUCAAUGCCUCUAGUGGCUCCCAUAUGCGGUGUGCGGCAUGAGCCUUGGGGGCCGAAAUUCGUGGCAGUCGCCGAGGCUGCAGGCUUGCCGUUGAGUCCUGACAAGAAUGGACCGUUGCUGCCAGCCCCUCUUGAGGCAGGCGGCUGGAGUGAGCGAGCAGUAACGACUGACGAGGCCGGUGGCUGGCUUCGGGCUUUGCUUAGCCGAGGGAAUAAGUGCACUGAUGGUGUGACCGGUCAUUCACUCAAAACGACCACGCUUGAUUGGUGCGGUAAGUUUGGUGUCAAUGAAACUGCCCAGACACUGCUGGGCCAUCAUGCGCUCAAAGGUUCAGCCAUGUAUGCAUACAUGCGAGACAAGCUUGCUGCUCCCUUAAGAAUCUAUGAACGUAUGCUCAGAGCAAUCAGAGACAGCUUGUUCAUUCCUGAUGCCACAAGAUCGGGUCUUAUCAGGAAGGACCCCCUUCCUGCAGAAAGCUCCUUGGGCGAGCCGAACAGUGACCAGUCGUGGCAGCAUGUUGAGCCCAUGCAACCUGGAAUUGGUGAGCCUGGAAUCUUUGGAGUGUUGGAGUCUGAAGGGGAAGACAAGCACUACCGUGCGGCGGCGCUGACUCCUGAGGAAGCGGCUGAAUCAGUCCUUGAUGAUGCCUUUCAGGACGACGGCCCGGAGCCCUCGCAGGCAGGUGACGGUGAGGAGCAUUCGUCAUCGUCCUCAUCUAGUGAGUCCGAAAGUUCUGAAGGCCCAGAAGGCUCUGACUGGGUAGACAAUUUGAAAGACACGUUUGACUGUACAGUUGAGAAGUCCAAUCUUGCUGAGCUUGAUUUUGUGUAUUGGAGACAUGAUAAAACAAUGACCAUUCAUACGGUUGCUGUUGGUUCUACGGGUGAGACGUUCACCUGUGGGCGUAAGCGAACGCCUGACUAUUCCAGGAUCACGCGAAGUGCCUUCGCAGAAACUCGGCUAUGCACAAACUGCAAAAAGAGCCGACCUCUGCGUGAUGUGGGGGCUCUGAACGUGGGACUAAGCAGGAAGUUCCACGAAGAGUGGUUGCCGGGAUGUUCCGGCCACGCCUGCAAGUUUCAAGUUGCGAGGGGCGUGAACAAUGUACAAGUGCUGCGUCCUGCCGUGGGCAAGUGCUUCAUGGGUGAACUAGCCAUGGCUGGCGUCCCUGCUGCGACCUCUUUCACUGAGUCGAAGCCGGCUUUUGUAAAAAGGGCCUUAGAAGUGGGGUUGGCCCAGCCAGAGGUUGACCACUUGGUCGCGAAGCAUGUGGAUACGCUAUCCAAGCUCGCGUUUGUGCUAGUCCCUCCUGGAAAGGUGCCGGAGGAUGACGCUGUCACAGCCCUGCUCCCAGCCGGGACCAGUCAAGGGGCUAUUGCAGGCCUAAAACGACUCCUCUUCGAAGCUCAUACCUUGAUUGUUUCUGCUCUUAAGCAAAGGGUGGAGCGAACGGAUGACAAUCUGCCAGCAUCUCUGGAUGUCGCAGAGCGUGAAGACAGGCUGACUAGCCAAAAAGCCCGUCUCGGGGGAUUGACCUUUCAGGCCGAAGAGGAGGUUGCCCAUGGGGCGUACGACAUUGUCUUCGCCAUGGCCCAGAAAAACGAGCUGGUGUGGCUGGCUCCCGAAAAGUUCGGAACCCGUCGAGCGGAGAUCAGCUCUAAGAAGAAUCAGAAAGAGCUUGUCAUUGACGGCACAGGUGUUGCCGUCAAGGAAAAGGUUCAAUCCAUUCAAUGCGCAAUCAACAGCGAUCUUGACCUGGUGUUAGCCCUCAGGCGCAGAGCCUUGGCCUUUGAUCUCGUUGGCAUUCUGACGUUUGAUGUUGCCAAUCGGUACCAUCAAGCACUGGUACAGCGGCUUCGGGAAUCUCCGCCUCCUGACUAUGCAAAAGUCUCCCUCGCCCAGGUUAUCCGAGCUGACCGUGCCGCCUUCUUAAAGAUGGCAGAGACUUUGACAACACUUCGCAGGAGUGGCAGUGGUGUUUUGCCGCUUGAUUCGAUGCUGCCAAACAUUUUGCUAGACCCAAGCGUCGCUUAUCAUCUGUUGCCUUUGCAUGCAGGCAGCUCGUCCAGUGGCGGUAAGGCCGAUAAUCAUACGACUGGCACGCCGCCGCCACCCAAGCGGUCCGCCCUUGAUGAGGCCCAUCUCCAUAAGUUAGAGGGCCUCUCACUUGAGGAGGUAGUGGUUGUGGAAGUGUUUUGCGGGUUUGAAGGUGCACCGCCUGUUCUCCGAAGCGAGUUGUGCCCGGAAGGUGUGGAUGGUCUUGAAGGCCUCGACGCCAUCAGGGUCGGGCCCAAAUGGGCCACAGCAAGUGAGACUGCCUAUCCGUGGGGCCUCUGCAAGCUUAUGGCCAGUUUGCUCAAGGAGCACUUCCUGUAUCCAAUCUCGCAAGCGGGCUCGCAAAUUCCUUUCUUCGUCCCGGCCACAAGCUUGCCUCGGAUUGGUGCCCCGGCACCCAAGUGGGAGGGAGACUCGGGAGCGAAGUCAUUCCAAGCCGGCAGCUUUGUGCAUGGACCUCUGAAUGGAGUCCGCUCUGUGACCAAGCAAUAUCCCGAGUCGGUCAAAGCUAUGUGCUCGAAUGUAAGAGGCCUCUUUCCUGGAUUGGUUUUUGGCACUGUGGGUCUGUUCAGGGACUUAGCCGCCUUGCCCCAUAGAGAUGCCAACAACGAGUCCUUUACGGACAAUGCGCUGGCAGCCCUUUCGGACUUCGAGAGGGGAUCCUUGUGGAUGGAAGACCCAGAUGGGGAUGUUGAGCAUGAGUUCCGUGGCCGGUCGAUCAGAGGGGUUUGUUUGCCUGUAACACCGGAGGGCUUUCGGUUUGACGGUAGGAGGUUGCACGAUACAAUGCCUUGGAACGGCCGGAGAGACGUGAUCGUGGCAUACAUGCCUCGAGGACCGGAGAACUUGAAGUCUGAACAUGUCAAGCUCCUGGAGGGUUUAGGGUUCGUCUUAGAUCGCUCCAAAGCGGCCACGUCCGAGUCUUGUGAUGGGCUUACCAAGGCUGUCAUUGGUGUGUACCGGACUCCUGAGCAGUUCGUUGAACAAGCUGCGCUCAUCGGCCAUCCUACUCAGCUGUCCUCUCUUCUCCCGCACGAGAUCAGGGCUGCUGUUCAGAAAAUCCAUCGCCAAGGCGAGGCGAACGUUGCAUUGGAAAGGACCGAAACUCUUCGUAGGUGGAUUGCUCUUGCGUCCGAGCUUGAGCCAGUUGAGAAGGCCUUGAAAGCUGAUUUGCCUGAGUUCCGGAAGGAAGUUCUUUCGACCAAGCGUUUGGCUUUGUUCCGAGCCCUCCUGAAUGAGGUUCAGCAUGAGGACGUCACGCUUGUGGAUGACAUCCUUAAAGGGUUUGAUUUGACUGGACCAACUGAGGUCUGGGGCCAAACGGUUGCGAGACGGCUGGUGGCUACUGUCAAGGCCUCCGACGAUCCCGUGAUUGACCAAGGGGUCCUGAAGGCCACUCAGAAAGAACUUGAGCGAGGGUUCGUGGAAGGACCCGUUGCUUUGAGUGACGUUCCCUCCAAUGCAUCGCUCACGCACAGGUUUGGUGUGCGCCAAGGGGAAUCCGAGGAUGGGCCCAAGAUUAGGCCUAUCGACAAUUAUCUGUCGUCGCAGGUGAAUUCUGCCGUUUCGCAAACUGAGCAGAUAAGUGUCCACACGAUUGACAUCGUCGCUGGCAUGUUGGGGUGUUGGUUAAAUGAGUGGUUCCGUAGUGGUCGCUCCGAGCAUGCGGCACCUGUGUGCAAGGCAUGGGAUCUGCGUACCGCUUAUAAACAACUCCCGCUAUCCGACUCUUCGUACGAGCUUGAUAGCUACUUCAUCUUGUUCAAUGUCGAGCGGGGCGAAGGUGAGGUCUACAAACAGCGAGUUCUUCCGUUCGGAUCAACCGCCAGCGUCACCAGCUUCAUCAGGGCAGCAUACGCGAUUUGGAAGCUUGGGGCUGUAGCCCUCACGCUCGCUUGGAGUGAGUAUUUCGACGACUACUUGAACGUUUGUGGGGCAGCCUUCGCUAAGCAUUGUGAUUUCGUGAUCACGAUGUUUUUCAAGUUGAUCGGCUGGGAAGUAUCCCGGGACAAGGAACUGAGUUACAGUUCCAUGUGUGUGGUCCUUGGGGUCCAGAUCAAUCUUAGAGACGCUAAGCUUGGUCUCAUCUUCCUUGAAAACACUACCAAGCGACGGCCAAGGCCAGUGCGUGCUAGGAGGGAUGAAUAUGUGCACAUCUACGUGGAUGCAUCCUUCGAGCCCGGUGGCUACUGCGGGUUAGGAGGAUUGAUUUUCAACUCAUCUGGCGCCGCCUUGAGUUGGUUUGGAUACAAGCUGCAACAGUGUCAUGUGGACAGGCUGCUCAAGGAUGGGGAGCGUGAAAAGGAAACCGUAAUCUUCGAACUUGAGGCGCUUGCUCUGGCCAUUUCCUUGGAAGUUUUCAGGCCGCUCGUAGGGCGCAAAGGCGUGGUGGCUUUCACUGACAACGAAGGUGUGUUUGGAAGCUUUGUUCGAGGACACAGUGACAAUUCGGACGCACAAGGAAAGGCAAUAAAGACGGAAGGCAGAAGGAUGCUGAUCUUUGAUGACGACGGAAGCUUUUGUCGCAUCCAGGAAGCCUUCACCGUUGCCUCGGUGAUCAACCCGCUGAUGGCCAUAGGCAAGCUGUUUCGAGAAGGUUGGGAGUUGCGAGUGAACGAAGAAGAAGGUAUGUGCCUUACAGAUGGAAGCUCAAGAAUACCAGUGCAUCUCCACAAGAACAGCUUGGCAGCCUACGCCUACGUACAAACUCCUUCAAGAAGCAGAAGUUACAGCAGCAACAACUACAAGAUGGUUCGCACAGUUGUUCAGCUCAACAAGCACGUUCAGGAAGCAGUGAACAGAGAAGAACCUGGUUGGCACAACACAGACAGCAUGGUGAUCGUGAAGUACGCCACUCAAAGCAGCUAUGAGAACCCAUCUCUCAUGUACAGCCCUACGCACUUUCCGUACAGAAGCACUUUGGUGAAAGAAGAGAGAGGAUGGAGAGCAGUUGAAGUUUCAAGAAAGUACUCCGAGAAGGCAGACCCUUUUGAAGAGUUUGCAGAAGGAGAAAAGGAAGUGGUUACAGCCAUUUCAGCAAAGCCAAUUCCACUUUGGAUCCUUGGCACCCUUACGCUGCCGGAGACCGAGCAGACCAAAAAAGCCAUGGUCGUGACUACUGGAGAAUGGUAUACCCAAGGAGACUGCAUCUACAGUACAGAGAUCUAUGAACACAGCGACGACUGGUUUCGUGUGAAGCCAGGAGUUGUUGAAGACCUAAAGGCAGAAGCUGCAGCAGAGGAGCUAAAGAAGAAGAAGGAAGAGCACUACAAAGAGAAGGAAGAUUCAGCAGCACCACCAGAAGCAGAGGAAUGUAAAGACGAAGAGAUGAGAGAAGCACAAGCAGACCAAGAAGCACCACAAGAAGUUGUUGAAGUUUUGGAGGAAAGCUUCUACCACGAAGGCGUCGAGUACACAGCGCAGAAAAGCAGUCUUAAGGAACUACAAGCACUUUGCAGAGAGUACAGAGUGAAAACAACAGGAAGCAAGAAGCAGCUCUUGAAGAGACUCGCCACAGCAGUCAGAGAAGAAAGGCUCAGCACGCAACACAAGGAACAACGGGAACACCACCAAGCAUACCACCUAGCACCACCACAGGAACCAACGGAAGAGGAGAGAGCGUACCACAACUUGACGCACCUUCCGUAUCAGCCUUGGUGUCCCCAUUGCGUUGCUAUGAAAGCACGAGAAGACAACCACAAGAAAGGAUUGAGCAAGCCAAGCAGCUCUACGGAUUCCGCGAAGCCCGUCAUCAGUUUUGACUUUUGCUAUACAAGCACAGGAAGUGAAGAGCCACCAGCAGUGACUCUUGUCGCUGUGGACAGCUGGAGCAAGGCAGUUCUUGCGGAAGAACGCGAACAGCUCGAGAACGACGAGGCCGCUAGCGACCCUCCGAGUUCGGAGGAACCAAGCUCACCCAGCAAGCUACGAAAGCAAGUCAACAGAGCAGAGGAAACAGACGGUUACCUCAAUAUGCCUCAUGAUGAUGAAGUCUACGAAGCAGAUGAUGAGUUUGUGUACGAGUCGGAAGAAGAAGAAGAGGAGACAGAGAGUGAACCAACGGAAGUUUCUACCAAGGUCCCUGUCGAGUUCUUCGACGAGGAGAAAGGACCACCGAACGUGGAUCCGGCUUUUCUUCAGAAGUUGGAUGAUGAAGCUACAGUCAAGGAAAUCAAGAGGUUAACAAAAAUGGGAGUUAUUUCGUUGGUUUCUACGGACCCUCAGGAAGCAACUGAGAACGUACCUCUGGUAGACUCAGAGCAAGAACUUCACAAGUGGUUGACAACAAAGUUGGUGAAAGAUUGGAGGUUCAGAGAAGCUACAGGUUUUGAAGCUGAAGAAGCCAAAGAAGGAACAACAAAGCCCAAGCAGAUUCAGAGAAUUACAAAACUGGUGCCCAUGCUGGCUCUCGCCAACCAUUGGGCUAUCUACAGUGUCGACGUGAAGGUGAACUACGACGUGGACUCCUUCGACGAGGCAAAGAAAGAAGUGACAGAGAGAGCAGAGAAGUUGAAGAAGGUUGAGGAAAGCCUGGAGAAGGAAAAGGAGGAGUUCGGAAACCAAAAGACAGAGUUUGAGGAGACAGUGAAAAGGUUUUUGAAGAAGCAGAAGGUCUUAAGCGAGAAGGAGACAGCCCUUGAAGAAGCUGAGGAGAACGUCAAAGCAAAGGAAGCAGAGGUUGAGAGGAAGAAGAAAGAGGCAGAGAAGAGAGAGAGAAAAGCCCAGGAAAGAACCGUCGGGUACGACCAGGAGAGAGAAGAGUACGCCAAGAAGUACGUGGACGACGCAAAGAAGGACUUGGAGAGAGAGCUUAAAGAACCAGAAGCUCGACGACCUCCAGUACAGUACGACUACAAGAGCCUCAAGGACGACUACCAGUACUUCAAAGGUUACUCACAGGAAGUGGACGCACUUCUACUUGCAGCUAAGGACAAGAUCGUGAAGUACAAGAAGAAGGUCAAAAGCCUCAAGGAAACCAUAGGUGCAGCCUUGUCUGGAAGCGAAGGUGAAGAAGAGACAGAAGAAGCGUACAAGACCAAAGCAGAAGAAGAGAAAGAGAAGGCAGAGGCGAAAGCAAAAGAAGAAGAGAAGAAGAAAGGAAAAAGGCCAAAGCAGGUAGAGACAGAAGACCAAGAAGAGAAGCCCUCAAGCAGCCAAGGAGAAGAGAACACUUUCGACCCGAACGACAUAGCCGAGUUCACGCAGCUUGGCUACGUGUGGGAGUUCAACAAGAAGACGCAAGAGUACCGCGCGAAGUGUGAGGACAAGAAAGGAGCCCCAAGAAUCAAGAACGCUCCGGUGAAAGGCCGCCUCCUUUGGAACAAGGUGACGGAGUGCUACAGAAGACACAACGUGUGGUUUACAGACGGAAAGGAAUUGGAUAAAUUCCUCGAGACCAAGGAGAACGAGAAGAUCGAGGAAGAGGUGCAGCGACGCAUCGGCAUGAAGGGCAAGAGCGACAACACAGGAACCAAGGGAAAAGGCCCUUCCUGGGACGACGGACAGAACGACGGUUGGUGGUACAACGACCAGUGGAACAACGAGAACUGGAACACCAACGACGACGGCAGCAACUGGUACGAGAACGCGAACCCGAACAACAAAGGCUACUGGCAGUCGCCAGAAGAGUGGGCGCAGCAGAACCAGUGGGACCAGUGGACACCCAAAGGAAAGGGUAAAGGCAAGAAGUCCAAGAACUGGGUGCAGACCCAGUGA